Polyodon spathula (Mississippi paddlefish) is the source of this 2307-nucleotide messenger RNA. Its product is annotated as very long-chain acyl-CoA synthetase-like. NCBI's taxonomy places the organism in Eukaryota, Metazoa, Chordata, Actinopteri, Acipenseriformes, Polyodontidae. Bases 43 to 1902 code for a protein of 619 amino acids. The transcript is spliced from 10 exons. The record is from RefSeq and is a predicted model, not a curated record. Gene Ontology annotation, molecular function: long-chain fatty acid transmembrane transporter activity; long-chain fatty acid-CoA ligase activity.
CAAAAACAGUCAGACAAGAAAAGACAUUGAAAACAGUUCACAAUGUAUACACUAUUUACGCUUUUAGCAAUCCUCGUCAUAUUGCCACUGGUUUUUAAUUCAAUCUUUCCUUACUUCUGGCAAGAUUUAUCCUGUAUUUUAAACUACUUCCGAUGCGGAAUGCGGUUUCGUAAAUACAAAACGAAAAAGCCCUUCUUUUCUAUUUUGGAUUGCUUUUUGGAAGUGGUGCAGAAGCAGCCGGACAAACCUUUUAUCGUGUUUGAGAAUAAAACCUAUUCUUACCUGGACGCGGAUAAACAAAGCAGUAAAGUUGCCAGAGCUUUACAGAAGCACGCUGGCUUGAAAGAAGGAGACACGGUUGCGCUGUUUUUAGGGAAUGAACCCGCUUUCAUUUGGACCUGGUUGGGUCUGGCUAAAUUAGGAUGUGCUGCUGCAUUUCUGAAUUCCAACAUCAGAUCAAAAUCACUCAUGCAUUGCUUCUCCUGCUGUGGGGCUCGUGUGCUAAUCGCUGCUCCAGAGCUGGAAGGUGCUAUUGAAGACGUGCUUCCUUCACUCCAAGAGCAGAAAGUGUCUGUUUUUAUCCUGAGUGAAGAGUCCACCACACCGGGGAUUGAAAGCCUUAAUGACAAGAUUCAUCAGGCUUCUGACCAGCCACUACCACAGUCUCUGAGGUCCAAUGUUACCAUGAAAAGUAUUGCAGUAUAUAUCUACACCUCUGGCACCACAGGCCUUCCCAAGGCUGCUGUCAUAACGCAGGAACGGGUCUGGGCUACGUCUCUGCUUCAGGAGAUCUGUGGCGUGAACUCGGAGGAUGUCUUCUACCUUAAUUUGCCUCUGUACCACAGCUCAGGGUUUUUGAUGGGACUGAUGGGAGCCAUAGAAAAAGGUACAACCGUUGUUUUAGGGCGCAAGUUUUCAGCCUCUCAGUUUUGGGAUGACUGUCGGAAGCACAAUGUAACGGUUAUACAGUACAUUGGAGAGGUGCUGCGCUAUCUCUGCAACGUUCCAAAGAAAGACAGUGAUCAGGAUCACAAGGUUAGGCUUGCUUUUGGCAAUGGUGCCAGAGCAGACACCUGGAAGGAGUUUUUAAAGCGUUUUGGAGAUAUUCGAAUCUGUGAAUGUUACGGUGCGACUGAGGGGAAUGUGGGGUUUACAAACUGUGUUGGAAAGGUCGGUGCUAUUGGACGGGAGAUAUUUCUUUACAAGAAGCUCUUACCCUACGCACUGAUUCAAUAUGACACUGAGAGAGAAGAGCCUGUUCGGGACUCCCGAGGUCUUUGUGCCCUGGUUCCCAAAGGGGAGACAGGCCUGUUAGUAUCAAAGAUCAGCAAAAUAGCUCCUUUUAAUGGAUAUGCAAGAAACCAGCAGCAAACUGAUAAGAAGAAGCUGAGAGACGUCUUCGAGAAAGGAGACCUCUACUUCAACAGCGGGGACCUCCUAAUGGUGGACCAGGACAACUUUGUGUACUUUCAAAACAGGACUGGAGACACAUUCAGAUGGAAGGGGGAGAACGUGGCCACCACAGAAGUCUCUGAUACCCUGCUCAUGUUGGAUUGUAUCAAAGAAGCUAAUGUGUAUGGUGUUGCAGUCCCAGAUCAUGAAGGGCGAAUAGGAAUGGCUGCUGUGAAGCUAGAGGAGGCUAAACAACUUGAGUGUGACAAGGUCUACAGCCACGUUGUCAGCUAUCUGCCCAGUUAUGCAAGACCACGCUUUCUUAGAAUUCAGGAUUCCUUAGAGGUCACUGGAACAUUCAAACUAGUGAAAUUCAAGUUAGCAGAAGAGGGUUUCAACCCAGCUGUAGUCCAGGAUCCACUCUACUUUCUGGAUGAAAAUGAAAAGAUGUAUGUACCGAUGACCCAGGAAAUCUACAAUUCCAUCAUUUCGAAACAUGUCAGGCUAUGAGAUUGCAUGUAAAUUAUCACAUUUCUAACUCAUUUAAGUGUGAUUAUUCACUUACCAAUAACUAUUAAAAAAGGAAGAUUGUUUUUGUUAUGCCCACUGCUUAUACUUGGGCUAAUAAGGCUCAUAAAAUAAUUUCUUGCAUAAAGUGCCCUUUGGAUACCAUCAGUAGCAACUACACUUGUACAUUAAAUCUAGUACUGAAGUUAUUUCAUAGAGUCAGUUUUUGAAUUAGAUUUUUAUUUUAAACAUUUACAUACUUUUGUAAUAUCUUUAUACAUCGCGCGUGGCUCUUAUAGUUUUAAGUAUUUUGGUGCAGCAAGCCUUAUGCACAAAGAAUGCAUGAGUUACAUAUGCUGACUGACAAGUAAACCUGUAGACAACCUGUAUUAAAACACUGAAAAACCA